Microplitis mediator is the source of this 1401-nucleotide messenger RNA. It is a transcript of the gene Mulk, whose product is annotated as acylglycerol kinase, mitochondrial. The transcript is spliced from 7 exons. NCBI's taxonomy places the organism in Eukaryota, Metazoa, Arthropoda, Insecta, Hymenoptera, Braconidae. The record is from RefSeq and is a predicted model, not a curated record. Gene Ontology annotation, molecular function: ceramide kinase activity; acylglycerol kinase activity; ATP-dependent diacylglycerol kinase activity. Gene Ontology annotation, biological process: ceramide biosynthetic process; protein insertion into mitochondrial inner membrane. The coding region runs from base 63 to 1361 and encodes 432 amino acids. Gene Ontology annotation, cellular component: TIM22 mitochondrial import inner membrane insertion complex; mitochondrion.
AAAAAAUUAUAUACUCUGAUUAGAUCAAAGUGUAAUGAUCGGAGUGACAUGAAAGCACAAGAAUGUCACGUGUAAUUAAAUUUUUUAACACAAUUAAGAAUAAUUGGAAGAAAUCUGUAGUUGGUGCAGCUGCACUAUCAUAUGGAGUUUCUUAUGCCAAUCAGAGUUAUCAAGCAAAUCUGUUGAUGACAGCUUACUGCAAAGAAGCUGUCAAAUAUGGUGACGAAAUUAUCCCACCAACUCGAGCACCCCGGCACAUUACAAUUAUUUUGAACCCGGUUGCCAGGAAAAGGAAAGCCAAGAAGUUGUUUGAAAAAUACUGCGAGCCGCUAUUUCAUUUGGCGGGAAUAUCAGUGACGAUUCUCCAAACGGAGAAGGAGAGUCAAGCGAGGCAGUUGAUUGAGAACUUGAAUACCAGCACAGAUGGUAUUUUAGUUGCUGGAGGUGAUGGCACUUUGCUGGAUGUCGUUACCGGGUUGAUGAGAAAGUGCAACGGCAGUACAUUUUGCGCACAGCAAAUUCCUAUUGGUAUUUUGCCUCUAGGCGAAGCAAACAGAAUAGCUAAUUCAAUUUUUGGUAGCAAACAUGAUGAGCUACCUCACAUACGCCAAAUGAUUGACGCUUCCAUGGCCGCGGUUCGCGGUAUCACCAAGUUCAUUGAUGUCGUUAAAGUUGAACCACUUGAGCAAGACGAGGAGAAUUCAAUAAAACCAAUUUAUGCACUAAGUUCUAUCGAAUUGGGCGCGUGGAGAGACGCUGAUUCUAGAAAAAAUAAAUACUGGUACUGGGGAAACUUGAGAAGAUAUGUGACGUAUGUAUUUAAUGGAUUUAAAAAUGAUCUUAAUUGGAAUUGUAACGCUACAAUAAGAUACACGGAUCCAUGUCCCGGUUGCUCAAAAUGUUACCAGCAAAACCAGUCACCCGGGCAAUCGGAUGUUAGAUGGUGGCAUGUAUUUAUUCCUAAAAAAAUAACCUUUGGCCAGAGUAAUCAAGUCGAUUACAGUAAAGUCAAAAAUGAUGACUGUGAUAAGUUCAAAGAAACUCAUGUUGCAGCAACUGAGCUAAGUUUGGUAACAAAUAAUUUAAAUAAUUCACAGUCAGGUCCGCCGGCAGUCAAAUUACAAGUCGGUCCUGAAUCCAUAAAUUACAUUGAAUUUGUCACUGAAGGAUGGAGGCGGAUCAAAGGUAAAAAGAAAGUAAUAGAAAAUAUAUUUGAGGCUAAAGAAAUUGAAUUUCUUCCCGACUCAACAGAAGACUCUAAUAAAAAAGAAAAUUAUUUUUCAAUAGACAACGAAGAGUUUGAACUGAGACCGAUGAAAAUAAAAUUAAUUCCUAAUGCUGUAAAAAUAUUUUGCCCGUAAUACAUGUUAACAAUUGAUAUUGUUUAUUUUUUAAAUUUUA